CGGCUGGAUUGAGUGGGUCGUAGCGAACAUAUGAGUUGUUAACGCUUAAAUCCACCAAAGCGGGGGUGACUGGAGGUAAAACCAGCGCGUUAAAGAGCGAUGAGCUCGGAGCUUUAGCGCCAAUUUAAAUGAACUCCUCCCCGCCGGCGCGACUUCAGCUCACAGUCCCGACAAGGCGCGAGUUCAGACACUGAUCCCACAGAACCCGCGGCUCCACGCACGACUAGGGCUCCCCGCACGACCAAGCACCCCCACCCCAGUGUGGGACCCGCACACCACUGGACUCCUAGGGCUCGAUCUGGAGGUAAAGGCUCCCCAACUCCCAACUCUGCUCCCAAAGUAUCAACUUAUUAACUCGACGCCUUGUUGCAACGUAGCCGAGCACGACCUGUCCGGCUAACUUCUCCACAUUUAGGGGUUUGCCCCCCGCACCGUCCACCCCGGGACUAUAAUGCGAGGACAGCGGGAGAAGGAGCCCAAGUCCGUCGCUGCCCCGGCUCCCAGAGAGGUCACGGUGCGCUCCAGGAAGAGGAAGGCAGAUGUGGCCAUUCAUUUACAAGACCUGGAUGAAGAGGUGGCAGAGAUGACCAAGAAGAAGCAGCGUGAGUGUGAGGUGCGCUGCAACCCCGACGCCGCCUACGCCAGUCCACACCGGUGGAUCCCCACGCCGGACCAGGAAGAGUGUGACCAGGCGCCGCUCACCAGUGCGGCUUUCUUCCACGACAUCUUUGUGACCCCCGUCCGCUGCGCGCCGCUGCCAGCGCUCUGCUGGGCCAGCAAGGAUGUGGUGUGGAACAACAUGUUGGCCAAGGACAAGACGUACUCCAGGGACGUGCACAUGCUGGAGAAGCAUCCUCACCUGCAGCCCAAGAUGAGGACGGUGCUCCUGGACUGGCUCAUCGAGGUCAGCGAGGUUUACAAACUGCACAGGGAGACGUAUCACCUGGCCCAGGACUACUUCGACCGCUUCAUGGCCACACAGAGAAACGUCUUCAAGUCAACGCUGCAGCUCAUCGGCAUCACGUGUCUCUUCAUCGCUGCCAAAAUGGAGGAGAUGUAUCCUCCUAAGGUCUACCAGUUUGCCUACGUUACAGACGAAGCCUGCACGGAGGACGAGAUUCUCAGUAUGGAAAUCAUUAUUAUGAAGGAGCUGAAGUGGACCCUGAGCCCCCAGACGCCCAUCUCCUGGCUCAACGUUUACAUGCAGGUGGCCUACCUGAAGGAGACGGAGGAGCUGCUCAUCCCCCGAUACCCUCAGGACACCUUCACUCAGAUCGCUCAGCUGCUGGACCUGUGCAUGCUGGAUGUGCGCUGCCUGGAGUUCUCCAACGGCGUCCUCGCUGCUUCGGCGCUGUUCCACUUUUCCUCUCUGGAGCUGGUGGAAAACGUCUCAGCUCUGAAGAGGGUGGAGGUGGAGGAGUGUGUGAGGUGGAUGGUUCCGUUCGCCAUGGCGCUGCGAGAGGUCGGUGGGUCCACGACCAAGACCAUCGAGACGAUUCCCGCGGAGGACGUGCACAACAUCCAGACCCACGCCGCCUAUCUCACCUGGCUGGACAAGGCCUACUCCUACCAGGACGUGGAGCUGGAGCGUCAACGCCGCGUCUCCGUUCCCUCCGGCGUCCUGACUCCGCCCCUGAGCAUCGAGAAGAGCGAGGAGCCGGCCCGGGCGGAGGCCGAGGUCCCGAGAGUCAGGCCCAGGAUGUGCACGACUCCAUCCCCUCAACACCUACCGGAGUAGAGGCUGAGGGCUCAGUCUGGUUUUAUUUUGUUUUUAUAUAAGCUGCAAGUGGAAGAACGCAAACUGCCUCUGCGACGGACGGACCUCCUGACGAAGAAAUGACGGACACCAUUUCCUCUCCGGUGGGAUUCCGUGGAUCACGUGGAUAUGAAUCUUUAUAAAAGUGCAAACACUGACUGGAUAAAGGGGACGGAGGCCACAGGACUCACAGCGGCCGGUCUCACCCCCCAAACCCCCCAGGAACGUUCCCACUCAACCUUUCAGUCUGCAACCAAAGGGCUUCUGGGACUUGGACGCCUGAGAGGAUAUAUAUUAUUUUUUUUAUUAUUAUUUAAUGGCAAUGCGCCCAGAUGUUUGCAUUAAUUGCAAACCACAACAACAUUUAGCGGUUGCCAUUUUAAAUUUCUAUGCAGAGGUGUAAUUAAGCGGAUGUUUUAUGGAUUAUUGUGUUGUUAUGUGCAUGUGUGUUUAUGAUUAAUAGAGUUGUUAUUUUCUUUAAUCUAUUAGUGGGCCUGUUGCCCGACAACUAUUUCGGGGGUCGUAUUUGGCUCUACGUGCUGCUAUAAAAUGGGCUUUGCAUGAUGGGAAAUGUGUGGAGGAAACUACAUUAUAGUUUUUUUUUUUUUUUUUUUUUUUUUUAAUGUGUUCCUCAUGGUCAUCUUUUUAUUAGUGUUAACAUGCGUGACCUUUUACUUUGGGACCAGUAGCUUGGCUACCUCAAAGGAGUGAACCAGCCAGGCUUUAAAAGCUAGAAUAUUGAUUGUAUUUAACUUUUUUUUUUUUUUUUUUUUUUUUGUUGUUUUUUUUAUCCCAGCCCCGUAGUUUGUU
Messenger RNA from Cololabis saira (Pacific saury), 2566 nucleotides. RefSeq names its product cyclin E1 (gene ccne1). The record is from RefSeq and is a predicted model, not a curated record. Lineage: Eukaryota; Metazoa; Chordata; Actinopteri; Beloniformes; Belonidae. Bases 452 to 1738 code for a protein of 428 amino acids. Gene Ontology annotation, cellular component: cytoplasm; nucleus; cyclin E1-CDK2 complex. Gene Ontology annotation, molecular function: cyclin-dependent protein serine/threonine kinase regulator activity. The transcript is spliced from 12 exons. Gene Ontology annotation, biological process: regulation of cyclin-dependent protein serine/threonine kinase activity; G1/S transition of mitotic cell cycle.